This is a messenger RNA of Cotesia congregata, 1965 nucleotides long. The record is from the annotation of a GenBank genome assembly. Lineage: Eukaryota; Metazoa; Arthropoda; Insecta; Hymenoptera; Braconidae.
AUGAGGUACUCUGCAGUGCAAGAAGAUGGCUAUGGAGUUGGAUUAAGGCAGGAUAUACAGCCAAAUAAUAACAACAACAAUAACAAUAUUAGUAAUAAUAAUGUAGAUGAUAGUAUGAUGGCAGCCACUGGUGAAGUUGAACCAGUCGGCGAGAGUACUGCAGAUGAAUGUUCUAUGGUUUAUAAUCUGCCUUUACUUUUCGCAAAUGGCUACCCUACUUCAUUAGAAAAAAUAACAUUGCCACAGUUGGAGAAGUUCAUCACCUUUAUGACAAGAUGUUCAUUAGGUAAUAAUACCACUCAGGUACUUAAUAAACCUGCGUGGUGGCCAACGGAAGUGGAAUUUUCAAUUCCUUUAGUGCGACCUAAGAAAUCCGGAGAUAGUUGGAUGCGAUGUUUAAGGAGAGUUGUAUUACAAUGUUAUUCUUUCCAUCAAAGCGAAUAUUUGCUUCGUUUUUGCACAUAUCUCGCGCAAUAUCCGCAAGCGAAGCUUUACUAUGUCAACAACUGGGACUCGACGACCAGUCUCUACCACAAGAGUACUGGCAAGUUGUUGGCGACAUUCCGAAAUGAGAAUAUGGACUAUGAUAAAGUUAUUGAACCACAUAGGAAAUCGUUGCUACCAAUAAACAAUGCCAAUUCCAACUCUCAAGCGAAACAUAAAAAGACGCAACAGAGGAACCACCGUCAAUCACCGUCCUCCCUGGUUCGCAUCCAGCCACAAAUGGAAGAGAUCUAUUUGUGUGACAAUUGUGAUGCAGAGUUCCUGGAUUUAAAACAGAUGAAGGAUCAUGAAAAAUCAUGUGGGGAGACAGUUAAGACAGUACACCAGGAAACCAGUACCUGCUGGCGGCCAAUGACUCCUGAAGUUGAAGCUGAACCAGAUUUAACUCAGAAUCAAUUUAUGGAGUACUUUCACUUAUCAACACCCAAUCAACAACCACCAAAAACAACCACCGAUCCAUCAUCGAUUCCAGCCAUAAGUAUCGAGACUGAGCCAUCUAGAAGUUCACGGCGUAUGAAACCAUCCGCCAACCUGUGUCGUUCAUCAACGAUUCCUUUUUCCUCGCCAGCGGGUCUAGCUCUGGUUAAAAAAUCCAAAGGAAUGAAUGAGGCUACUAAACGUGAUCGUGUUGAUAGGAUAGAGUGGCACUUGAGUGCCCCAGCACUCACUAAAACUAAUAGACCUAAGUGGUUUGGUAAAUUUUCGUCAUCUGGUAGGUGGGUUGUUACUUAUAAACCCAAUACCAGUAAAGAAAAUCCACAAACUGACGAUUACGUUCAUCAGUAUACAUUUGGCGCAGUAAGACGUAAGCCUUCACUGGAUGUACGUUCGCAAAUCCUUUACAUUGCCUGUGGUUCUCCAUUUGUUAAGUUGAAUCGACUAACUGAUGAACAACUCCAAGAUUUAAAGGAACAUCCGUGGAAAUACCAACCUCCGAUACGGAAAAUUCGACAUAGAAUAAGACCACGGUUGAUAAUGAGAAUAAGUGGAAAGUCGACAGGACAAAAACGACAAUACUCGAGUAGAUUAACGGAAGUAAUGCCAAUUAUAGAACAAGGACCGGAAAUAAAUCAAAUAAAAAAAGGGAGUCUGAAGCGUGGAUAUACACCUAAUUUCCGUUCACGGCCGUCAAUGGUGCCAAUUUCAAGGAUUCCAUCCUCGACGCCAACGAUAGAAGAGCCGCUUAAUAAGACGAUAGUCAUAGUGGAUCUUUGCUCUUCAGAUGAAGAAGAAAUUCCCAGUAAUUGUGUGAUAUUGUCAGAUGAAAAUCGUGACCCGCUUAACAGUACAUUUGAAAAUGUCCGUAUGAGUAAUAGUUUUAGUAAAAAUCUCGGUUUACAACCGAUGAACGAUAGAUUGCGAGAUAGUAUUCUCACUGAUGACAACGACAAAAGCUGUAAUAAACGCCUGACUAAUGGUGUAAUCGAUGCUUUUUCACCGAUUCUAAAACCAACACCUUGA